GUUCAUAUGUGUUUUUUUGUAUUACCUUUUAUAACUAUACUGAAACACAUCUGCUGGGCUUUUUUGUGAAAUGCUGCAUGCGAAUGACAGAAGGAAACGCUUUCUGUUUGCUAAAAAGACAUGACAAGAAUGCAGAGAUGCAUGUCAUGUCUCACUGAUCUUGAAUCUGGUCGCUUGAUUACCCUCUCCGUCUGUAGGAAUGUUGCUGCCGUUGAAUCUGCGCACCGCUGUGCUUUGUGGCUAUCGGACCGUGUGCCAUGGACCGUCGUGGAGGACAGUCGUACAGCAUAAUCCUAGAUGUCGACUGUGGCUUGUGCGAAGGGGUCAAAGCAAUGCUGUGUCAGAAGCCGGUGUCCAUCCUGCAACAGUUCCUAAUGCUACCACAAAUCGUAUAGUGGGGAGAUGGCUUAUAGCAUGUAGUGGGAUGGUGGCUGGUGCAGUUGUACUUGGAGGUGUCACAAGAUUGACUGAGUCUGGUCUGUCCAUGGUUGACUGGCACCUGAUCAAAGAAAUGAAACCUCCAAGUUCACAGGCAGAAUGGGAAGCAGAGUUCCAGAAGUACCAGCAGUUUCCAGAGUUUAAGAUUCUUAACCACAGCAUGACCCUCUCAGAGUUUAAGUUUAUUUGGUAUAUGGAAUAUUCUCAUCGCAUGUGGGGCCGUCUUGUUGGUCUGGCCUACAUUUUGCCAACUGUUUACUUCUGGAGGCGUGGAUAUCUGAAUCGUGGAAUGAAGGCAUGUGCUCUUGGUCUUUGUGGCUUUGUUGUCUUUCAGGGUCUUCUUGGUUGGUACAUGGUAAAAAGUGGCCUAGAAGAGAAACCAGAGUCCUAUGAUGUUCCGCGAGUCAGUCAGUACCGCUUGACUGCACAUUUAGGCUCAGCACUUGUCCUUUACUGUGCAAGUUUGUGGACUGGUCUUACAUUAAUGCUGCCUCAACAAAAGUUGCCAAAUGCACAACAGAUUGCUUGGCUCAGGAGAUUUGCUCAUGGGACUGGAGGACUUGUUUUUCUUACUGCACUCUCAGGUGCCUUUGUUGCAGGCCUGGAUGCUGGUUUGGUAUACAACUCUUUCCCCAAGAUGGGCAACUAUUGGAUACCAGAUGACCUGUUGUCUUUUUCUCCUACACUGAAGAAUUUUUUCGAGAAUCCUACAACAGUGCAGUUUGAUCAUCGAAUUCUAGGCAUAAGCUCGGUGACCGCCAUUACAGCACUUUGCCUAUAUGCACGAAGAAUCCCUCUCCCUGGGAGAACAAGACUGGCUCUUAAUUCUUUGUUGGCCAUGGCAUAUAUGCAGGUUGGCCUGGGGAUCUGCACAUUACUGUUCUAUGUCCCAACACCUUUAGCAGCUACGCACCAAUCUGGAUCCUUGGCACUACUCUCACUGGCAAUCUGGGUACUUGCAGAGUUGAGAAAAGUUGCGAAGUAAAGAAAAAUGCACUGUCCAUAACUGGCAUCCACCCUUUCUCUUUUUGUACUUGGGACACUUGUGUUUACAACUUAUUUAUAUUUUAAGUGAAAGGAUUAUUCUCAAGGCUACCUACAUACAGAGUCUACAAACUCUUCUGCUGGUCGUGUGUAAGAAAUAUGCUAACUGCUUUGCUUAUGUCUUUUAAAAUAAUUAUACAAACCUGCAUCUGGGACAUUCCAAACCGUGAUAAUGUCUUUGAUCCAUCAUCUUUUGUACAGUGGUGGCUCUUAAAACAACUCUAUUUUCAUCAAUAUAACUUUCUACUUUAAGGGAUUAUGUGAACUUUAAAAAAUGCACUUUCCCAGUAUUUUGCAAGUCACUAGAAAUGGAUGCAGUACAGCUGACAGAGCUAGCCUAUAGAUUUUGCAAAAUGUAAAAUUUGAUAUUGCAUUAAAUUACAUUUUAUUUGUAGUUCACAAACCAAAAAACUCUUCUUCAAUGAAAUUGUUUACAUUUUUUUUUUUUUUUUAAUACUAGGGUCAGUACUUUUGUGACACCACUGUCACAGUCCAUUCAAAGUAUGGUGAGAUAAUGCACUUAAUGAUUGUUGUUUAAAACACCAAAUUCUCUUUAAUUAAACAAUGCUGUGCUUAAUACAUUAUUGUAUUCAUAUGUCACAUUUUUCAUUUUGUGUCUUCAGUUGUACAUUUUACUGUAGUGGUGGGUAAAGAUUACUAAUUUUCUUUUUCCCUCCUUA
Erpetoichthys calabaricus (reedfish) is the source of this 2162-nucleotide messenger RNA. It is a transcript of the gene cox15, whose product is annotated as cytochrome c oxidase assembly protein COX15 homolog. Lineage: Eukaryota; Metazoa; Chordata; Cladistia; Polypteriformes; Polypteridae. Gene Ontology annotation, cellular component: mitochondrial inner membrane. Gene Ontology annotation, molecular function: oxidoreductase activity, acting on NAD(P)H, heme protein as acceptor. The record is from RefSeq and is a predicted model, not a curated record. Gene Ontology annotation, biological process: heme A biosynthetic process. The transcript has 9 exons. The coding region runs from base 200 to 1423 and encodes 407 amino acids.